GCCUGCCGAGGUUGAGUCAAUUGAGAAAUUUUUUGUGACAGUUGAAACAGAUAUUUCUUCAAAAAUUGAAUUGAAAACAGCAGUUUCUGAAAAAAUGGUUGAAGAGUCUACCUUUUUCGUUGACAAGACGGUGACAACAACCGAUAUGGAGACUCUUGAAGAGGCUGCAGUUUUUAAGCAUCAAGCUGCUGAGGUUAUCACAGAAGGAGUUGAAACGACUGUUUUCGAUAAAUAUACAGACAAGAUUUCACUUGCUCUUGAUUCUCAAUCGAAAGAUGAUGAUUCGACAGAAGUAGAACAAGUAACAGAAGUUGUUGAAACGUUUGUGACUACUAUAACUCAAAUUAAACCUGAUCAGCAGACAAUUGAAGAACAGAAGUCUUUGCUUGCCGUCUUAGGUGAUGCUGAAGAGCAGUUCGAAGAGAUCACUGAAGUUGUUCGAACAACUGUGACUGCAAUAACUGAUUCUAGAGCCGAUGCUAAGACAGCUGAAGCAAAGAUCUCCUCUUCAAAUAUUGUGUUGGAAACAGCAGUUUCUGAUCAAAUUGUUGAAGAGAUUACCUCUGAAGUUGACAAGACGGUGACAACUACAGUAGUCCAGUCAAUUUCAGACGAAGAGACGGCAGCUGUUAAGCAACAAACAUUUGAGUCUAUUACAGAAGUUGUUGAAACGACUGUGACUUCUACAUCUGAAGCUAUUCUCGAUGAACACACAGACGUAGAGCACAAGGCUUCAACUGCUAUUGAUUCUCGUUUCAAAGAUGUUGACUCAACAAAAAUCGAAGAAGUAACCGAAAUUGUUGAAACAACUGUGACUACAUGCACUCACACUAGACCUGAUGAGGAGAUAAUUGAAGAAAAGCAGCCUUCGCUUGACGUCGUGGAAGACGUUGAAGAGCAGUUCGAGGAGAUCACUGAAGUUAUUCAAACAACUGUUAAAACAAUGACUGAUUCUAGAGCCUAUGCAAAGACCUUCUCGUCAGCCUAUGAAUUAGAAACAACAACUUCUGAACAAGUGGUUGAAGAGACUACUUCUGAAGUUGAUAAGAUGGUGACAACCACAGAACUGCAGUUUAUUUCAGAUGAUGCGGUUACAGUUGUGAAGCAUCAAGCUGAUGAGUUAGUCACUGAAGUAGUUGAAACGACUGUGCUCGAUCAACAUACAGACAAAGAGCAGAAGAUUUCACUUGCUGUUGAUUCUCAAUCGAAAGACGAUGACUCAACAGGAACAGAACAAGUAACCGAAAUUGUUGAGACAACUGUGACUACUAUAAUUCAAAUUAAACCUGAUCAGCAGACAAUUGAAGAACAGAAGUCUUUGCUUGCCGUCUUAGGUGACGCUCAAGAGCAGUUCGAAGAGAUCACUGAAGUUGUUCAAACAACUGUGACUGCAAUAACUGAUUCUAGAGCCGAUGCUAAGACAAAUGAAGCAAAGAUCUCCUCUUCAAAUAUUGUAUUGGAAACAGCAGUUUCUGAACAAAUUGUUGAAGAAAUUACCUCUGAAGUUGACAAGACGGUGGCAACCACAGAAGUGAAAUCAAUUUUAGACGAAGAGAGGGCUUUUGUUAAGCAACAAACAAUUGAGUCCAUCACAGGAGUUGUUGAAACGACUGUGACUACUACACCUGAAACUAUUCUCGAUGAACACACAGGCGUAGAGCAGAAGGCUUCACCUGCUGUUGAUUCUCGAUCAAAAGAUGAUGAUUUAACAGAAAUAGAGGAAGUCAUCGAAAUUGUUGAGACAACUCUGACUACAUUAACUCAAACUGAUGAGCAGACAGUUGAAAAACAGAAAUCUUUGCUUGACGUCGUAGGUGACACUCAAGAGCAGUUCGAGGAGAUCACUGAAGUUGUUCAUACAACUGUAACUGCAACAACUGAUUCUAGAGACGUUGCAAAGUCAACUGAAGGAAAGACUUCUUAUUCAGCUAGUGGAUUGGGAACAGUAGUAUCCGAAAAAACAAUGAAGACUGCUUCUGAAAUGGACAAGACUAUGACAACGAUAGAAGUGAAGUCUAUUUCAGACGAAGCGACUGCAUUUGUUGAACAACAAGCGGUCGAGUCUACCACUGAAGUUGUCGAAAUGACUGUGACAACAAUGUCUGAAACUAUGCUCGAUGAGCAAGCAGCUGUUGAUUUACAAUCACAUAAAGAUAAUUCAGAAAAUGAAGAACAUUUUACUGAAAUUGUUGAGACUACAGCGAAGACAAUGACCCUACCAAUUGAAAGCAAAACAGACAGAACCACUACUCUUGAAAAUUUAGCAAUGGCUUCCUUUGCACUAAACUUACAUUCUUAUCGAGUUAGGGAAUCCAUCGCGUUCACUAUGCUUCGGGAUGCUACGGCUGAAUCGGUUGCGCAAGAGUCUGAACACGCUUUUGACACUGACAAAAGGCAUGAUUCAGAUGUGGAGCGAAUAGAUAAGCCAGAACUUUCUGCACCAUCUGAACGUUCAGAUAUACCGGAAGAUCUAAGAAGAGAAGAAUCUCGUUUAGCGGAUACACGCAAGAGUUCACUUUCUGCCGUUGAAGGAUCUGUAUACGACGAUGAUUCGCCAUUGCUUACGGAUUUCACGACUUCUUCGAUAACGUAUGUCAGUGAACGGGUUGAUUCAUCCUCGCUUGAACUGAUGGCGGGAGAUAGCUUUGGGGAUUUCCUUAAGGUCAAACCAGCAGCAGAGAAGAAAAUCGAUGUCCUAUCUCCAAGCUCGUGUAUUUCGUAUGCCACGACGAUAAGUGAAACGAUUGACUCGUACACUCAUGAUACCGAUAGAUUGCUGUACACCGGAGGAUCCAUCCAACAGGAUGUACCGACAGAGUAUGAGCGAUCCGUUUCCUUAAGUGAUAAUGCCGCUUCCGAUUUUUCGACCGAAUCUGCCACCAAAUACAAUCUGCCUUACGACACAGAAUCCGACAGCCAUGACGUUAUGAUGGGCUUGCCAAAGCCACGCGAUGAUUCGCAGGAAACCAGACAGGUAAAGUCCUGCAAGCUAAUGUCGAUCGACCCCCGACAUGAAUCAGCAUCACCGCAAAGUGACGUUACAGAGUAUACGGAAAGUGUAUCCUAUGUAGAGUCAAUUAUUGACAGUACAAAUUAUGAUAGCGCCUUAAAACAAAAAGAGAACUUGAAGCUAGAGCAGCAGAAGCAAGAAGAGAAGAAGGAUGCUCAGGAGAAGUUGGCCCUAGUAAAGGGUCAAACCAUCCAUGAAGUAAAGGAAAAGGAGAUUCUGCUGAAGAAACAAGUAUCCGAGAAGAAGGAUACAACUCAGGUAAAGAAAAAGUCCAAACCGAAAGCUACUGUGACAAAAAUAAGCCUACAGAAGCAAACGCCAAUCGAGAUUUCGAAGCAAUCAACCAAAACCGUUGACAUCAAGUCAGGUUCAAAGAGUGUUGAGUACACUUCGAGCACAAGCCGUUCUACCACGGUAUCGCGCACACACGUUAGCACCAGAUCGCACGGAUACAUGCAAUCUACGCUCUCCCGGGACCAAAAGGUGUUGAAACCACUGAACCUUACCGAUUCUACGCAUUCUUCUCCGGUUAAGUCUUCCCAUCGGUCGACAUCUUCAACAACGGUGGUACAACCACCACCAGAGCGAAGAGCCAAAUCUUCCAGGGACACUUCCGGCAGCCGAUCCGAUAUGACUGCUUCAAAGUCCCUCAAUAAACCUGAACCAAUAAGUUCCAGCGCUGUGAAGAAACAAGAGCCUUUGCCAGUAGUGCAAAGCACUAAGCAUACUAGAGCCUCCACUGACCGUUCAGAGCGGACGGGCAGAUCGUCAUCUUCGUCCAUAUCUAGCAGUAUUUCCCGAUACCAUCGUUCCAGAAAAUCAACAACAGAACCGAUCGACAAGCAUGAACCAGUUAAGAAAUCAGACAAAGAACAAGCCAACCUCGUCACGAAGACUACAGCGAGUACGUCCAAGAGUUCGAAAGAACGUACAAACAAAAGUUUAAUUCCGGUGAAGGUUCCCAGCGCCAAGGGUUCUCCUAAGAAGGAGCCUCCCGUCAAAGCCAGCGCUGGGAAGAAACCGACCAAGACUGUCGUCGAGGACAAACCUCAAAAAACUGUGAUAGUGAUGACAACAAAGUCCUACGAUGUGUCUACCGCCAGCACCAAUAUCAUCACCGAAGCCACGCAGACACCUGCAAAGAUUGGGUUCGUCAGAACUGCGCCGCGGAUGACUAAAACCGUACACACGUCCGGUGAUUCGAAACGUGACGACACCUAUCGGUGCAAGUCCGCCAUGCACUACUCGUAUAAGGAUGCCGUCGCGUUCGAUCACGCCGAAAUUCCGUCUUCGUUGCCGUCUAGUCCGAGCCGUCUCAAUAAAAGUUCCUCCAAUAGUACAAAUGUGUUGACCAGUGAAGUCUUCACACGCACGAUCGACUCGUCGAAAUCGAUCGAAGUGAUCUACCGUCAACCGUCGACCUCGAACGAACUGAUACGCAAGAUUAACGAAUACCGCUACAAUGACAUUGACCUGACGACUGACUCUAGCCUUUCAGACUCCAUAGCACUGCCUUCGUCGUCUUCCGACCACGAAGGUGACGUCCUUGGUAAACGCAAACGCUCCGGUAGUCCAGCCUCGCCAAAACCGUACGCUACGACUUCCUCGGCGUCAUCGUCUGCUGCGACGGCGACCACCCGUAAACAGGUGGCCACUAGCUCCACUACCACCACCAGCCAGCAGAUUGUAAGCGAUCAAAGGUACCGUAAGUCGGACAUAUGGAUGCGUGCCGGUCCCCAGCCACCGGAAGUCCCCAUGCCGUUCGACGGCGACGACGAGAUCUAUCAGGCAUUGCAUGCCAUCGACCGCCGCACGGUGGCAUCACUCGACGGCAUUGUGAUGGAAAGUCGCAUCUCACCGAUACUCGACUUCCGGGCAUCCACGCCGCCACGUCUGAAGUAUAAGUUUGAUUACGAUAGUUCCCUGUUUACAGAUGACAAACAAGAAGAAGAUACACAAGCAUCGGCAAGCUUCGAAGGCGAAGAGUAUCUUAAUUUAGUACAGUCGGAAGCUAGUAACUUAGUCGAUAGCAUAUUGGAGCAGAGUGUAUCGAUCGUAAACAACUCCCAAAUGCAACCGGACGUUGCGAUCGAAACGCAGGCUCACUCGGAGAGCGAGCAAUACGCAAUCCGUAGCGAUAUCCUAUCGUCUAACGAAGCCGAUCUUGUCGUUAAGUCGCCCACCAUAGAGUCUAUGUCAGGCAAGUCUUUCGAUGAUAACAUUAGCAACCCCGACUAUGACAGUAGCGAAGCCAACCAGCAGCUAGCGCAACUAGCCGGUGUUCUGCCCACUGCUUCCUUCGGUGAGGCCACAGACGGUGCCGUACAGCCAACAGGGACCGAUGAAGAUGGACCUGUUGGCGAUGGUGGCGCCGCCGUCGAUGAAGCGGUCCGGAAAGAACGCCGAGCGAAUAAAAUAGAACGACACUUUGAGCGACUGUCGUCCGAAAUCGAGCCGGAAGCGUUGCUGGACAAAAAUCGCGAUUAUGACGAAGCCAUUUCCCAAAUCAAAGAUGAAGUUUCAAUGCUGCAGAGUGAAUUUUCGAAAAUGAGCUGGGACGAGAGUCUUUCUGCUACGACCGGUGAUUUCGGUUCCAGUACUCCCGAUCACGAUCUACAAGAAACAGAUACGCAACCACAAACAGAAAUUACCAUUCCAAAGCCAACGCCAAGAUCGCAAUCUAAUCUAACUGCUGACGUUGAUGCCUCUGCUGCAACCACUAGUGUCGCUACUACUACUUCCACCACCACUACUACUAGCUCUGCUGCUGCUGUUGCCUCCUCGCUAACAACUUCAUCCGCUCUUGCUACCAAGCCCACGGACGAAGCAUCCUUCGUGGAAACCACUGACCACGACAAACCCGGAGUUUCCGGGGACGCUAGCGAGUUCUCGAGCAGCCAGGAACCGCUUCCGGUUCCGCGACCGCGUACCAGCAUUUCUUCCCGAACAGACACCCAGACUCGAUCCAGCAUCAUCGAGUCCUUCGAUCAACCGGAGGACUCCAUCGAGCAGUACCCCGAGCCCAGCAGUCUACGGCAGGAAUCGGUCGCAUCCGAAGACUUUUCCGGUGCUGCCCAGAAAGAUUCCGUCGAGUUCGAGACAAGCGAAGAAGAUCUGUCAGCCACUAAAUUCUAUAUCGGCGAACGCAGCUCUGACGUCAUCACACGGACAACUUCCGAGAAACGAUCGGACUAUGCCUUCGAUAACAUCGGCUACGAGUAUUCGCAAGACUCCGGAGCGGACGAAGAGCCCCAGCAGGAUCCCUUCAAAGCAUACCGCGAAAAGGUCACCCAAGAAGAUUCUUUCACUCUCAAACAGCUCCAGGAAGUGGAAACCGGCACCGCUCUCGAUGAAGAAAUCAAAGCCGAAGUCAUUGAAAUCAUCGAAGGUAUCGCAGACCAAUCCAAGACCUUCGAACUUGACCUAGAAAGACGAAUCGAUGCUCCCCACCAGCCCGUAGUCCACUCCCCAAUCCAGCCACAGGUUGCUAAGCUCGUAGAAAGCGCUAAGCCAUCUACCCAGAAACCUACCGUAUUCGAAGAACCUUCGCAGCCAGAAGUCAUCAAACGCACAAUAGAUGAACUAGCCAUCGAGAAAACUUUGGAAGAAGUCAAAGAAUCCCUCGACGCCGUGCAUGAAGAACUCAUCGAAUCCGUCGUCGACGGAAAACUGAUCAAGCAGUCGCCUUCCGAGUUCGAGUUCAAAGUCCUACCAUCUACUAAAUACUCGCAAGAUCCCAUCUAUGAAGCCCAGCAAGAGGAGGUGAUCGUCAGCAGCGCAACUACAACUACUGCAGACCUUGUCGAACCGGUUACCAUAACUACCAUCAUCUCCGAACCGAUCAUCCUCACCGAAAUCAAAAACGAUUCUUUUGAACAAAAAACCUCCGACCCGGAGUCUAAGGAAACUUCCUACGAAUCUGCCCGACCGGAUGGCCUGACUCCGAUCUCUUCGGAUAGUUCCUUUGCAAAGCUGGACGUCUCACCGCGUAUGCGCAAAUCACCGCACCACCCCAAGGGCACUCGCUGGUCCGCUACCGAUAUCGAUAGUUCCGGCGAAAGCCAGUACCAAAGCUUCGAGCAAACCGACAGCAGUCGACCACAGUCUUCCGACGUGGACAACCUAAUGCAACAGUAUGUCUCAUCGGAGUACGAAACCGCCCUCGAUAACUCGAUCAUUCCUCCAUCGACAGAAUAUCACAGCGCUGCCAGUACUCUCAAUUCGUUCAACGUAAGCACGAACGACAGUCUGAAGAGUUUUGAUUCGGAAAGUUCCGGCAACCUGGCCAGCAUCGAGUCCGAAGCUACGGAAACCCUAGUCCCGUCCACGAUGGACAUUGACUUUGACUCUUCCGAUGCAGCAGCUCUUAUUCACGACGAUUCGGAGGACGACCUCCGCGAAAAGUUACUACUGGACGAUAAGGAAGACCUCUCGUCCAUAUCCGGUACCAUGCCGGUGGCGAUGAAGCGCUCACAGGAGAUGCACUUUACCGUCGAUUUAAUGGACGAUCAGCGUUCGGAAGACUCGCAGGAAGUUUUCCAGCUACAGGAAGACGUCGAAGAACAGCUGGCGCAAGAGCAAUCGGAGAAGCUGAGCUCCAGCAUCGGAAACGCGUUGGAUCUGAUGGAAUCGAUGAAGGCUUCCAGUUUGGAAGACGUCAAAACGGAAUGUAUCGACGAUAUAAAGCUCGGUACAAGUCUGGAGGACGGAAGCAUUCUGUCAAUCAGUCUGUCCAGCGCCUCCAACUUGGAAACGAUCAUGGAAAACCUUACAGACAAGGCAACCGACAGCUUCCCAACGCACAUGGAGAUCGGACUGGAUGCAAUAACGCCGAUUGCGGGAACUUCUGCGGAAAUGAUAGGGGACAUUACGUUGACGUCUUCGGUCGGCCGGGAGGGAGACGUCAACUUCCUAAACACGCAAGCUACGACGGAAAUGGCGGGAGCUAAAGAAGCUACAGAUGAAAACUCCAAGAAACGGGGACAUAAGCGUUCCGAGAGUACAAUUUCCGGUCAGCUGAUGUCGGAAAUUGCCGCAGAAGCUCGGGAUUCGUUGGAUUCCCAGGAGGAAUCUGUAUCACUCGAGGCGUCCAAGCAAUCGAGUGUGGAACGUGACGGUACGAGGGAGGAAUCUUCGGACUCUGAUUACGAUCGGUACGAAUCGGAGUACUCGAGGUCGUUCCGGGCACCGUUGAUUCAAUCUCAGAAGAAGAAAAAAGAUAAGGUGAACGAAGGGUACGAAAUUGAGGUAGAGCAUGAUAGACGCAAUUCGUUCUCGCCGUCAAGCUCGGUCAUCGAGACGAUCGUGGAGGACGUUCAUGCGGAAAUCGAACAAGGAGAUGAAGCGCAGCAGUUAAUGGAAAUUAAGAAGGAGCAGUUGCAGGAAUAUCAACAGACCUCGGCAACGAUUAUUCCGGAUAUUCAAGUAACGGAAGAUGUUCAGAUGGAAGAUUCGGAGGAAGAGCCGAUGGGGGCAUCAUACUCGGCAAAGCCGAUGGAACGCGAAACUAGUGAUCAUAAGAUUCAGUACGCUGUUCAGGAGGAGUUCAAGAUUAGUGAGGAACAAUAUCAAGAGAUGAUCGAUCAAAAGUACAAGUCCAAGAUGGCUGAUAUUACGAACAAGUUUGAUUUCGAAGCAGAUGAUAAGGAUGAUUCGGCCGGGUCGGAUUCCUUUGAGAUGCUUGAGCAACCGGAUAUUUCCGACGAGUUUGUCAUUGUUGAAGAGGUGGCUCGUGAGGCACACGAAUGUGACAUGGAAGGAAAGAGUGUAUCGAUCCAGCAGGUUAAGAUGGAGAAGAAGCACGACGAAGAGGUGGAGAAGAUGUUGGUGAAGUCAGCUCCAGCGCACACGAAUGCCGGCUCUUUGUAUGCGAAUAUGCGAGAGGACAUGAUGUAUGCAUUCGAAGACAGUCCCCCGACCGGUAGCGAGGAAGUGGAUCCAAAUGCAGUGACAAUGGAUCUGCUGAACAAUGGAUAUCCUCUGGAGGAGAGUAAGCGGUGGGUAGAGAUGCAGCUGGCAGAAACUCAGAACUACCGAUACCCGUACGACGAACGCUUGGAAGAUAUCAAGGAGGAGGAUGAAGUGGGUAGUAGCCGAAUUGGAAGCAUUAAGGAUUCAUUCUCUAGCACCCCGGACUACGAUAUGCUGGCAAAGAGACUUGCUUCCAGAGGAGGUGAGCAUGACGAUAUUUCGAUGAGCAGUUUGCAGGAAUUUGAGAGCCUCGAACAGGUAAUCUCUCUCGAGAACCGUAAAAUGCAGCAAGGAUCUCAGGAUUCUUUGAGCAACGGAAGCUUCACGAAACGGUUUUUGGCCCGUGGAGGUCAUGGUGACGAUAUUAGUCUAUCGAGUUUAAAGGAAUUCGAAGGACUGGAGACAGCUUGCUUGGAAGCACAACUGAUAGAGAUCAAGGCUAAGGAAGAGGCAGCACUGUUGUUGUCCAGAUCGGAUGAAUCUAACAAAUCGGAUAGAUCGAACGGUGUCAAGAGAAGUCCACCAACCAAUGGAACCGUGGUACGGGCAACUACUAGUAGCACAACAGUGACAUCCGGUCCGGAGCAGCAGACUACCAAGGUAGAAACCAGCUUCGUGACUAAAGGAAUGAGCAAAGAUUCGUUGUCAACUACGACUACAGCAACCACCGUUACGACCGUUUCCCAUGAAAGCCAGGUAAGACAUGCGCUGGAAGAGGAAGACACUUCACACCUGUUAACGGUGUCGAGUGAUAGUCUGGAUGGAAAUCGUAUCCAGCAACAGACCAUCAGCAAAGAUACACUUCCAUCGGCACACUCCAGCAGUGAUAGCUUGGAAAUCAACAACAAGAACAAUAUGGACUUGAUGACCAGCAGUAUUGACUCGAUUGAGUUUUCACGGGCUGGAGCGAUGACAACCCGAUCUUCGAGGUCCGAUUCGAUCGAGCAGAUAGCUUUGCAACAGCCCCCACGUAGUGACAGCACGGACUCCAUCGAGAUGCAGCACGCAGUGAUGUCUAGAGCCAGUGAGACAAAGCGUGAUUCGCUGGAAUCACUUCCGUACAGUAUCGAAAACAAGAGCACGUCCAGCAGCCCAACGAAAUCUGCUGCGGGCCAACGGAUGACUACGGAAAGUGUCAUGAUCGCCGGUUCGAGUUCAGUAAGCUACCAUCAGACGGGAAUGACCAAGGACAUCUCCAUAGAUUCCUUAACUGGUCAGGACGCGUUUUUGACCAGUACGGAAAGCCUGGAGACCAGCUCAACGGCCACUAAUGCUACCUACCAGAACGAAACCGAUUCACAGAUGUCGUCUAGUGUGACGAGCUGCGGUUCAAUAACGAUGGUCGAUACGCUGGACAACUUCGGUGACCUAGAGGGUUUCGGACUGCAGGAAAGUAUGACCUUCCAAAGCAGCAGCAGCACCACCAUGGUGACAGCAAGCACAAGCAGUUCUGGCCAGCAACAGCAGCAGCAGCAGCUGCUGCAGCAUCAACAGCAACAACAACAACAACAACAACAACAUACGACAACACAAGUGCUUCGCAGCAGUACUUCAUCGACCACUACUACCACUUCGGCAACGGCCAGCACCAGGAGCGAAUUUCCGCUAGCAGAAAUUGAACUGUUAAGUAGACAAAUGUACCCAGGGGACUUAACAUUCGAUGACGCAAAGGAGACAGCCAAAGAAAAACUACAAAGCAAAACGACUGAAAAGGAGGACUAAAUGACGACACUUCGAUCAAAUUGCGUACGUGGAGAUCAGCUGAUUUGAUUUUCAUCCGCUUUAUAUACACACACACACAGUCAGCAAACCAAAUGGCAUCCUUUUUCCAGAUAUUUAAUAAUAUUUUUACUAAAAAAAACAAACAAGGAAAACUGCAGUAAAUCAUACUGAAUCUAUUCACUUACUUAUCGUAUUUUAACAAACAAACUGCGGAAUAAUCAUGAAAUACAAUGUAAAGCUUAGCUCAAUUUUUGUUGACUCUAUAAAACCACUAAAAAUUACUGAUAAAAAAUAUAAACAAAUCGCAUAUACAACAUCCAGCAAAACAACUUAUCUCUAGCGAAACAGAAGCCCUGCAAUAAACAAAAAGAAAGUAAACACGAAUAUAAAACUAUUGACAAAAAAUCUACAACAAAUAGAGGAAUGAUGGUAAAACCUAUGCUAGAAAGAUAGAACGACAAACUGAUAGUCAUCGGACGAAAGGACGAUUGAAAUCCAAAACUAAAAAGGAUUUAUGAAUAAUUGCUUAUUCCAUAUAUUUAACAAAAGGCAAACAAGCCAUAGAAAGUGAUUUUCUCCGCAAAUAUAUGCUUUCUCUGACACAGUCAAGUCAAACGUGGAGAUUCGUAGUGAAACGUAUAUCAUUGGAGUUAUUUUAUGUUCGCUUCAAUGUUCAUUUUUGGAAGUAAAUUAGAAAAAGAAAACAAAAUUUUGUGUCAUGUGAUUAAACCUUUACCUUAAUCGAUAAGAAGCAAAACAAAAAUGAAUACAAGUGAGACAAAAAUCGUUAACUUUUUUUUUUAAAUGUUGAUUAAUGACAAAAAAAAACAUGAUGGAGAAAAACAACAACCAAACUGAUAUUUACUAGCGACAGUGAAAAAUAAGAUAAAACAGUGCGAAACGCAGUGGAAAACAGAUGAUAACACGAAAAAGAAAAAUGACAGAACAACACCUCUAGCAAACCAAGUAUUUUACAUGAUAUUUAAGAUAAACAAAACUAAUUUGAAGAUGAAAACAAAAACAGCAAGGUAAAUAUUAUUAUUGACUCGAUGUAAAAUUUGCGAAACUAUCAAAUAAAUGCUUAAUAAAAAAUUA
Molecule: messenger RNA, 11797 nt
Organism: Ochlerotatus camptorhynchus
Lineage: Eukaryota; Metazoa; Arthropoda; Insecta; Diptera; Culicidae
Product: serine-rich adhesin for platelets-like
Exons: 6
Coding region: 95-10702 (3535 amino acids)
Source: RefSeq, a predicted model, not a curated record